Ilex paraguariensis (yerba mate) is the source of this 309-nucleotide messenger RNA. The record is from the annotation of a GenBank genome assembly. NCBI's taxonomy places the organism in Eukaryota, Viridiplantae, Streptophyta, Magnoliopsida, Aquifoliales, Aquifoliaceae.
AUGGUAGCGUGGAAAUUGUGGACCGAAGAGAGGGCACUUGAACUGAUCGAUACAUCAGUUAAGGACUCGUACAAUUUACCUGAGAUAUUCAGAUGCAUCCAUGUGGGUCUCUUGUGUGUGCAACAGCUUCCAGAUGACCGGCCGGACAUGUUAUCGGUGGUUAUGAUGUUGAGUGGUGAGAGUGCAUUGCCUCAGCCAAAGCAGCCUGGUUUUUUGAUAGAAGUACAGAAUGAAGUUCAUCCCUCAUCAAGCAAGCAUGAAUCUUGUUCAGCGAAUGGUGUGACAAUUACAUUGUUGGAGGCUCGUUAG